AUGAACUCCGGGCCGGGAGCGCUGCGCCCCGGCGCCGCCGUGUCCCUGCGGGUCUGCGCCGUGGGCAUGCGCCCCGAGGUGCCUGUGGUGUGGCUGUGGGGGACGCUGGGCGAGCGGAACCCUAACUACGUCCGCCUGCGGCGUGAGAUCCAGGCGACGGCGGGGCCGCGGCUGGCAGCUGUCCUGAAGCCCGGCGGGCUGGUGGCUGAGGGGGCUGAGCUGUGCACUGGAGACCUGGGCCUGGUGGAGGUGGUGGGGCUCUGGUACCGCUGCUGCGUGGUGAGUCGGCAUGAGCAGAUCUACCGUGUGUUCCUGCUGGAUGAGGGCUGCACGGUGGUCACCACCCCCUAUUACCUGGCGCGGGGCCGCAAGGAGCAUUUCCACCUGCCGCCGGAGGUGCUGAGCUGUAUUGUGGCUGAUGCCAUGCCCUCCGGAGGGCUCAGGGGGGCACCCAGUGGGGAUGCACCAGCCUACACCUGGACGGUGGAGGCUAUGGAGUUCCUCAGCUGCCUGCAUGGCAAAGAGGUGUCUGGUGUGGUGCAGGCGGUGGUGACACCGCAGCUCAUCGUGCUUGAGCUGCCCCAGCUGGUGGCCCAGAUGUAUCACCUGGGCCUAGCCAGGCAGGUCCCUCCCAGUUGGUUCUGCCAGGUGGUCAGGUGCUGCCUAACUUAUAGCCAAUUGAGGAACAAGCUCAAGGUGCAGCUUCCAGAAUGUUCCCUUGUGACUUCUGCAGUGCCACAGCUUCUCCAUGGUUUGUUGUCCUGUCAGCCUGUGUCACCUGCCUUGGAUUACUUCUACCCACAGCUUCAGUUGGAUAUAACAGAACCUGUCUUAGUGACACAUGUGUCUGACCCAGACCACAUCUUCUGCCAGUUGCAGAGCCUGUCCCAGGAGAUCCGUUGCCUUUCUGAUACCAUGCGCCACACUUACGACCAGUGGGAGCAGGAUUUAUUACUCAAAGUGGGUUCACCCUGUGCUGCCCGUGGCAGAGAUGGCCGGUGGUACCGUGCGCUCCUGCUGGAUCUUAUUGCUGGGGAGCAGGACCAGCAAAUGGCUCUCGUGAUCUUUGUGGACUAUGGCAGGAAGGAGACUGUGACCAGAGCUAACCUGCGCCAUUUGCCAGUGGAGUGUUUUCGCAUGCCUGUGGUGACUUAUGCCUGUGCUCUUCAGGGUGUCUCAGAUGGGGGUUGUGGCUGGUCCCCAUGGCAGAUCAAUGAGCUGAAAGCGUUGGUGCUAGGCAAAGGAGUGAGUGCUCAUAUCAAAGCAUUUGACUCCUUCGAGCACUGCUAUUAUGUGACCCUGUAUGGGGAAAACGGCAUCAACUUGAACCAUCUUUUUGGGGUGCAGGCUUGCUGCCUGGUUGGCCAAACUGAGGCUCAGGAGCAGCUGGAAGUGGAAGAAUCCACAGCUAAAGAACUGGAAUUGCCACCAGAAGCGCUUCCUGUGUCUUUAACAGACGGAGGUUUGGCCUCUGUUUCUGUAGCUGGUGUGCACCUGAAGUUGGGCGCGUUCCAUGAUGCUCAGGUGUCCCACCUCCGGGACCCAUCUGAGUUCUGGCUGCAGCUCCCUCAGCAUCGCCGGCUGUUCAGGCGGCUGAGGCAGCGUAUGUGGAAUUUUUACUCCCACUCCACGAAGCUGGACGAUGCUGGGUGGGACCUACAGACCGGAUCCCUUUGUUGUGCCACUGGGAAAGAGGGUGCCUUUUAUCGAGCGGUGAUCACCAGGGUACUGAGGGAUGGUGGGGUAGAAGUACACCUGGUGGACAGGGGUGAUACCGAAACUGUAGAUCGGUGUGCGGUAAAGGAACUGCUCCCUCAGUUCAGGGAACUACCUGCUUUAGCUUUGAAGUGUUGUUUGGCAGGUGUCUCCCCUCUGAGAGGGAGUUGGAAUGAAGCAUCUGUGGCUGCCUUCAGAGAGAUUGUACUCGACAAGGGACUAAAGGUUCGCUUUUUGAGUGCACAGGGUGACAAAUAUGUGGUUGAAAUUUUUGACCAGUCCCAAUUAGGAGAGAAAAAUGUAAGUAACCUCAUGGCCCAGGGAGGGUAUGCUGAAUACCAGAGUUGUGAAGUGCCCAAGGCUCUCCAGAAGUCAUCUGGUAAGGCUGUGAGCCAGGCCUCUUCCCCAGCAGGUGAUGUGGAGCAAAACCAACUAAAUGCAGGGAAGAAGCUCGGAGAAGAAUCUAAUCUAAAGAGAAGUGGUAGAGCCCUUAAUCCCUGUACAGCUGUGAUGGUCAGAGAGGGCCCUCUUGCAGCCAUUAACAAUUCUAAAAGUACUGACACUCUUCCUGCUCUGGAGUAUGAGGGCAAGGAAAACCUGCCUGUUUCUUGGAGACAGAAUUAUGUGGAAAUGAAGCCAAGUUUCUCUUAUGGAGGUCAAUUAGAAGUGGGAAAUACAGUUGAUGUCAUUGUGUCUUAUUUUGAAAAUCCUAGUUAUUUUUGGUGUCAGUUAAGUAGAAAUUGCCAUGAUCUUAAGGUAUUAAUGGCUAAAAUUCAGGAGUACUGUAAAAAUUCAUCCCACCCACAUACUUGGCCAAGUUCUGUAUGUUUAGCUCAGUACUCAGAGGAUGAAAAAUGGUACAGGGCUUUAAUUAUUAGUGAAGUUACUUCUGCAGAAAAAGUGGAAGUCGUGUAUGUUGACUAUGGCAACAGGGAGUUUGUUUCUCUCGAGAACCUACGCUCAAUUAAUGAACAAUUUCUUAGGUUAGAGGCUCAGGCUUUCAGGUGCAGCCUCUACAACUUAAUCCAACCAAAUGGUCAUGAUCCUUUUGCUUGGGAUGAGGAAGCUAUUCAGGCUUUUCAGGAGUUUGUUGAUACUUCAUCGUCUCGCUUUGAACUGAAGUGUACAAUAUUUGCCUUGGCUUCGAUAAAUAAUGAGCUAUUUAACAUUGUAGAUUUAAUGACACCUUUUCAGAGUGCUUGCAAGUUUCUGACCGAGAGAGGUGUGGCCAGACCUUUGUCUCCUCAAAAGUCUCUGGUAUCCUUGGUUCAGCUUCGUUCUUACUAUUACUCUAUGCACGGUAUCAAAAUUGGGAGUGAGGAGGAUGUUUAUAUUACGCAUGUUGAGGAUCCCUGGACAUUUUACUGCCAACUAGAAAGAUGUGCAGAUGUCUUAGCACAGCUUACCGAGAGCAUUGGUCGCCUAACUGAAACAAUGACCAGCUUAAAAACCUUGCAAAGGUCUGGGAGAUUGUGUCUAGCAAAGUAUACUGACAAUUACUGGUACAGGGGAGUAAUUAUGAAAACAAAACCUAAUAUGGAAGUCUUCUUUGUGGAUUUCGGGAACACGGAGAUAAUAGAGAAGGAUAAUCUGCUUCCUUUACCCAGGGAUGCUUGGGAUAUCUUGCUUUUGCCAAUGCAGGCCAUAAAGUGUUCCUUGUCUGAUAUAUCUAAUGUUCCCAAAGAAGCUACAGCGUGGUUUAAGGAAGCUAUCCUAGAAAGGCAAUUAAAAGCAAUUGUGGUAGCAAGGGAAUCUGAUGGUAAACUGUUGAUUGAGUUAUUUGAUGGUAAAACUCAAAUUAAUGCAAAACUGAAGGAGGAGUUAAGCUUGAUAAACAAUACAGGACUGUGCAGACACGUAGAAGAUGAAUCUUUGUGCUCUCAAAAUGCAGAUGGGAAUGAGACUGCAGAGUCCUCUUUAAAUGCAGGUAGACCUCUUGAAAGGCAAAAACGGGGCUCUGGAGACGAGGGAGGAGGGGAGAGUAGCAAAAGGCACUCCCUUGAAGAUGUAAACCUUUUCCAGCCUGCUACCAAGGAAGAUCUGGCAGCUGGGUUACUAGAAUCUGGUGACACAAUUAGCAGUAAGAAGGAUGCUUUUUUGUUAAAUAAAGCAGGGGAGGAGUCUCUGCUUUCUGUCCAGAUGGGUGUGCAGUCAGAUAUUAAACCUGAUGCUGAAGGCAGGUGUAUAACGCUUGAAAAUGUGUCUGAUCUGCAACAGAAGGUAGUGCCAGCUCUUAAAGUGUCAGUGUAUGUGUCUCAUGUAAAUGAUCCGUUGGAUUUUUAUGUUCAACUAGAAAGUGAUGAGGCUCAGCUUAACAGCAUUUCGGAGAGCCUAAACAAUGGGACACAAGCAAAGAGCCCUUGUGGACAGCUUUUCCAAGCAGGAGACUUAAUCAGUGCUGUUUAUUCAGAAGACAGCCUGUGGUAUCGAGCUGUAGUGAAAGAGAAGACUUCUGACAAUUUAUUAAGUAUACAAUAUAUUGAUUAUGGUAAUACCUCAGUAAUUAAUGUUGAUCAAGCGCACAGGCUCCCUGAAGACUUGUCAUCUAUCCCAGCAAUAAGCAUUCACUGCUUCCUAGGUGGGCUUAAAUGCAAAAAAAAUACAAUCUGGGCAGAGAAAGCAGUGCUGUACUUCACCAAGAGAACAAGUGAAGUUCUGCUGAUGUGUGAAUUUGUAGAGAAGGUUGAGGAUAAAUGGGAAGUUAUUCUCAGUGACCAUCAAGGUAUAAUAACAGUGGAUUUAGCUGAUGAAAAUCUUACAAAUAGGAAAAGGUCUUGUUCAACAGAAAUACUUGAUAGAGAGAACAGUGACGUGGUAACUGUGUGUGAGCCUCUGCCUCCCCAGGCACAAAAUGAAACUUCCAGUGGAAGCAAUUGUAAAUCGUUUAUCUGGAAGCCUCCAGAGGUGGGUCAGACUGUAAAAAUUUAUGUCACGGUGGUAAAUGGUCCAGAAUAUUUUUGGAGUCACACUGCGGAUACAGAAGACAUGAACUACAUAGAAGAAAAAAUAGAGGAAUUUGAAACCUUUGAACUAAAUUCUUUGAAUGAUUUCAGACCUUGUAUUAAAAGUGGUGAUGUGUGUCUGGCAAAAUAUAGUCAAGAUGGAAAGUUCUACAGAGCUCGAGUCUGCAGUGUAGCAGGUGACAGCAUAGUUGUUAGACACGUGGAUUACGGAAGCGAGGAAGCUGUUAGCUUGGAGAUGGUCAGACAAAUGCCCUGUGAAUUGCUCAAAGUACCUAAUCAAGCAUUUGCUUGCUGUCUGUCAGGUUUCAAUUCCUCAGAGGGCUCAUGGCUUAGUGAAGCGAAAGAGAAGUUUUAUAAUAUGACCGAAGACCUCUUAUUAGAAGCUGAAGUAGUAGAAACUCGGGGAGAUAAAGCUUCUGAAGUCCCUCUGUCUGUUGUCAAGCUGGAAGCUGCUGGCAAGAAUAUUAAUGAAGAGAUGAAGCCAUUUUGGAAGGCUAAUAAAGGAACUGGUGACAAUGCUUUCUUAAACCUUGAGAACCCUGUACAGGAAAACAGAUGUUCAAAUAAUGAUAUGGGUCUUUGUCUCAAAAGAGAAACUACAGCUGAGUGUCAAAGCAGCUUUGAUAAAGAGAUACAUCUAUCUGAAGGAGAGAGUGAUAACAGUGUGUUACUAGAACCAACAAGAAGCUGCAGUCUUCAGAUUUCGGGGAGUGAAAUGAAAGCUGCAGAACAAGAAUUAUCUGAAGCUCCUUUGCAAGAGGAUGCUGAGCUGAAAGCAGAACUGACGGGCAGUGCUUCAGCAGCCAGGUUUUUCCCAAACAAUCGGGAAGAACUGCAAAGGUUGCCAGUGCUCCGGGUACAGUCGUCUUCAAGUGAUGAAGCAGGGCCAUUAGCAGAACUGAAUCAAUUAGAAAUGCACUCUUCCUAUGAUGAUCUAAAAGAGCUUGUACUGGAGCUAGAGGCGCUUUCAAUGCAGUCCUCCUUUGGUGAAGAAACAAAGGAAGCUCUGGAAACAGAACCACUUGAAAUGCAGAAAGCUUGGGGCAGUGAAGUGAGAGAGGAGGUGUUGGAACAGGAAUCGUUUGAGCUGCCAGUUGCAAGUGAGGAGACAGAGCAGUUGGCAGCUCUGAAAUUUCUUGAUAUCUUACCAUCGCUUAAUGGGAGAGGGAACUUGGUGCCUUCAGUUAGUGAUGGAGAGAAGACAGACCUGAUGCCUUCUGACAUUGAGCUUUCUCUGGGAGAGAAGGCAGCAAAACUGGAAUUGGAUUUGUCUGGAACUUAUAAAGCAGAAGCUAGAGAAGAUGAUUGGAUGGAAGUAGAGUCUCCUCCCCGAAGGCUGUCUUCAUCAGCUGGUAGAUCUGAGAAACAACCGGAUCUGAAGAGCGAUGAUGUACUGUCAAUGCUAGGGGCUGAAAUCGAGCAGCUUCUGGGACUGGUGCUGCCUAAUGUGCAGCCUUCUCAGGAAGAUGGGGAGGAGGAGGACUUGUUAGGGUUGGAACAUGCUGCACUGCAAAGUUCUGCAAAUAGGGGAAGUCAAUUUCCAUGUCUUACAAAAGACUUAAAUCCGAGGCCUGUUUGCACUGUAAAAUCAUGUGACUGUGAAGUUGAGAAACAAAAGGAGUGGCAGAAGAAGGAGGAUGACUGUUACGUGGAAGAAUGGAUGAAACAAGACUUGACUGACUUAUUUAAAGAAUGUGCAAAUACACUUGUUCCAUCUUCUGACUGUAAGCCUGGGGAUGAAGUAGAAAAAAAGCAAAACAAGAACCUGGCUGACUGUGGUGCAGAACACAAUGAGUAUACUUGUAAUCUGGAGGGCUUUGCUGUUGGUUCCAAGUGUGUGGUGUGGAGCUCUCUAAAAUGGUGCGAAGCUCGCAUUUUGGAAAUAUCUGAAAAAGGUACCAGGGUCUUGAUUCUCUCCAGUGGCAAUGAGGAGAUUGUGGAUCCUGAGAACGUCUGGAACGGUAUUCCUGACUGGGCUGGCAGAUCAUCUGAGGCACUAACCCCUGCAACAGAAAACUUACCAGAGGAGUCCUUACCUCAAGAAAAGCAAACUGGCUGCAGUUCAGAUUUAGCUGAAGAUCCUCAUGUCCUCCAACAUUCCUGAAACCAAGUGACACAUUGGCCACAUGAAGCUGAAAAGUACCUCUUGUAUACAUUUCCAUGGAAAUGUAUUUUGAUGGAAAGAAGAACACAGGCAAAGCAUUGAGCAUUCCUUCUGCUGGACAAAUGCCUGUAGCUACUGUACUUCCCUGUGAAGGAAUGGUGCUUGUGGGUAGACUGUCAUUGUCACCUGGGCUUCUUACAGCUGUACUUUCUUUACUAAAGUAAGGAUUUGCCUCUUGACUGGAAUUCUUUACUGGAUCUAUGUGUGCACUAACUUGUAUCUAGCUGUU
Molecule: messenger RNA, 7072 nt
Organism: Calidris pugnax (ruff)
Lineage: Eukaryota; Metazoa; Chordata; Aves; Charadriiformes; Scolopacidae
Gene: TDRD6
Product: tudor domain containing 6
Exons: 5
Coding region: 1-6783 (2260 amino acids)
Source: RefSeq, a predicted model, not a curated record